UGUCGCAUAUGACUUAUUUCACCGUGGUUGUCUACUGUCACAAAUGAACAUUGUGAAUGGACAUGACAUAAACUGGUAACAACUUGGUAUAUCGCUUUUACCGGAUUCUGUGAGCAUUCAAAAUGUUGAAAGGAAGGCAAGUCAGCUCAACAAAUGAGACGAUGGCAUCGGUUGGACAAUGUGACCCAUUGCACUCGAAUGUACCCGCAACCAAAAUAGAAGUUACCGUCUCGUGCAGGAAUUUGUUGGACAUAGAUACAUUCUCAAAGUCUGAUCCAGUUGUUGUGCUUUAUGUGCAGGGCAUUGGGACCAAAGAAUGGCGAGAGUUUGGAAGAACUGAGAUGAUUGACAAUACACUGAACCCAGAUUUUGUGAGAAAGUUUGUACUGGAUUACUUCUUUGAGGAAAAACAAAAUCUCCGAUUUGAUGUUUAUAGUAUGGACUCCAAAAGCUCAAAUAUUUCUAAACAUAGGUCCUUUCUUGGCCAGACAUUUUGCACCCUGGGGGAGAUCAUCGGCUCCAAGGGCAGUCGGCUGGAGAGGACCCUCUCGGGGAUUCCAGGAAAGAAGUGUGGAAUCAUUAUUUUCACAGCUGAGGAACUCAGUAACUGUAGGGAUAUUGCUACAAUGCAACUCUGUGCCAAUAAGCUGGACAAAAAGGAUUUCUUUGGGAAGUCUGAUCCCUUCCUUGUGUUCUACCGCAGUAAUGAAGAUGGCACGUUCACCAUAAGUCACAAAACAGAAGUGAUAAAGAACACAUUAAAUCCGGUAUGGCAACCCUUCACAAUUCCAGUGCGGGCUCUGUGUAACGGUGACUAUGACAGAACUGUCAAAGUGGAUGUUUAUGAUUGGGAUCGAGAUGGGAGCCAUGACUUUAUUGGCGAGUUUACAACCAGCUACAGGGAACUGUCUCGUGGUCAGAACCAGUUUAAUGUGUAUGAGGUUUUAAAUCCUAAAAAGAAAGGCAAAAAGAAAAAAUAUAUAAACUCUGGAACGGUAACGCUUCUCUCCUUCAAAGUGGAGUCUGAGUACACCUUUGUGGAUUUUAUUCGGGGCGGGACACAGCUUAACUUCACAGUGGCCAUAGACUUCACUGCUUCCAAUGGUAACCCGUCUCAGCCCUCCUCUCUGCACUACAUGAGCCCCUACCAAAUGAAUGCCUAUGCCAUGGCACUGAAGGCAGUGGGCGAGAUCAUACAGGACUAUGACAGUGACAAACUCUUCCCUGCUUAUGGCUUCGGAGCCAAGCUGCCCCCAGAUGGAAAAAUCUCACAUGCUUUUCCCCUGAACAGAGACAGUGAAGAUGCCAACUGUGUGGGUAUAGAGGGGGUUCUAGAGGCUUAUUUCGAGAGCCUUAGAACAGCACAGCUGUAUGGACCCACCAACUUUGCACCAAUCAUCAACCUUGUGGCUCAGAUGGCAGCACAUGAGAUGGAAGGAUCACAAUAUUUUGUCCUGCUAAUCAUCACAGAUGGGGUCAUAUCAGACAUGGUCCAGACCAAAGAGGCUGUGGUUAAUGCUGCUAGCUUGCCAAUGUCCAUUAUAAUUGUAGGAGUUGGACCAGCUGAGUUUGAUGCCAUGGAGGAGCUGGAUGGUGAUGAAGUGAGAGUGUCCUCUAGGGGGCGGUUUGCUGAACGAGACAUUGUUCAGUUCGUGUCCUUCCGGGACUACACUGACCGGUCAGGGAACCAGGUGCGGAGUAUGGCACGCUUGGCUAAGGAUGUUCUGGCAGAGAUUCCGGACCAGCUGCUGUCCUUCAUGAAGAGCAGGGGCUUCGAGCCACGGCCGGCACUCUCCUCUUCCUCACAACAAAUGCACCAGGAAGUGUGAUGGAGAGGAAGGAGAGGUCACAUGUCACAUAGCUCUG
Molecule: messenger RNA, 1866 nt
Organism: Alosa sapidissima (American shad)
Lineage: Eukaryota; Metazoa; Chordata; Actinopteri; Clupeiformes; Clupeidae
Product: copine-9-like
Exons: 21
Coding region: 123-1829 (568 amino acids)
Biological process (GO): cellular response to calcium ion
Cellular component (GO): plasma membrane
Molecular function (GO): calcium-dependent phospholipid binding
Source: RefSeq, a predicted model, not a curated record